AUCUAAGGAGGUACAACUUAUUUGGGGUUUGGCUUGUGCUUACCGUGUCCUAUAUAAUACCAUUCUGGAGAGAGAGAGUUUCUGAGCUGAGGUUCAAGCCUAAGGGGAAAAUCCCCAAGUCAGAUCUAAUCAAUCACAGGAGACACCAGUAACAAUACCAGUUGCUCCUGUGGAGGGCAAGAAAUGGAAACGAGUGUCUUUGCGUCUUGAACGAGAAAGAGGAGGAGGAGGAGGUGGAGGAAGAUCCAGGCGAGGGGCCCUCCUCAGAACCACCACCAUCGCGAAAGGCAAAAGGGAAAACUAAGAGACGUGCAGAAGGGAGUGAUGAAGAGGAAAUCUCUAUUACUACUCGUCGGCCUCUAAAGAUGACUGAAAUCCAAGGUUCGAGAAAGGAGUUUACACGGCGCCCGAAUGAAACUCUUGUUUCCUGGUUGGUUCGCUGUUGGGACAGUGGGGCCCAUAGCUUGUCUCUGGAUGGUAAUGAAGCUCGCCAACUAGGUGCCAUUGCCAGAGAUCCAGCUAUUGAUGGAGGAAUUAGUCGAUGUUCGGAUGAGGCUGCCUCCCUCUGGGAACGAGUGUUAAUAGCCGUGAAGGAAAAGUAUCCCUUCAAAAGCAGCUUGAAGAUUGCGAUGACGAAAUGGGAUACAGUUGAAAAGGGUAUCCAGUAUUUGAGGGAAAUAGGCGUGGUGGAAAUGUUCUAUGACCCUAACUUUGUUCCUCAUCACCCACGCCAAGACCGCCACACUGAAAAGGUGAGGACGACGCCUGAGAUAUCACAGAAACUCGUGACAACAGCUCCGGACAAAUAUGCCUCUACACUAAUGUCAGCGUGUGACAGAUACAAGGAACAACAGAGAACGCCCUUAGUUGAUGAAUUAAUUCUUACGCUCCAAAACUACGAACAAUUGCUACCCCCAACUCACGCUGCUGUUGCCGGUAUCUCCCAGGUGACGGACCAACUGAAUGAAGUGCGAAAGCAAGUAUCUCAACUGAUUACUCGUGACAAACCUGUAGCAGUAUCAGAGACGCUUGAUGAAGAUCAGGAUAAUCAAAAGAGUCUAAUGAAGGAGAUGAAGGAGAUGAUGAAAUUUAUGCAAGCCCACCUAACUAAAUACGAUGAACCUUCCUUCUCACGUGCACCAUCAAAAAUCUCACCUGCUAGAGGCAGACGCUCUCCCGCUCAAGUAAGGGAUAAUACACCGCGAAUUGUCUUAUGGUAUUACCUACGUGACCAUGGAGAAGACAUGAGGAAGUGGCACCGUGAACCUACUGCUAUACUACGAGCACGGGUGAGAGAAUUACAAGGCAGAUCAACCAACAAUGCAGUUGCUCCUGUUACCACAGGUAAUGAAUAGAGGGGCCCUGCCCUCAGUCGGGGGGGGAAAGGGAUAAUAGAGUAUAUUGGACUGUGUGGAUUCGAUGGCCUGGCACAUCAGAACCACUGAAAUAUAAGGCACUGGGGGACACCGGUGCACAGUGCACUCUGAUGCCCUCGAGUCAUGAAGGGACAGAAUCAAUCCAUAUUUCUGGAGUGACCGGGGGCUCUCAAGAAUUGACUGUGUUGGAGGCUGAGAUAAGCCUCACUGGUAAAGACUGGCAAAAAAAUCCUAUUGUGACGGGCCCAGGGGCUCCAUGUAUACUAGGUAUUGAUUAUCUCAGAAGGGGGCAUUUCAAGGAUCCUAAGGGGUAUCGAUGGGCCUUUGGAAUAGCUGCUGUGGACACAGACAACAUUAAGCAGCUGUCUGUUUUGCCAGGCCUGUCAGAAGAUCCAUCUGUUGUGGGGCUGCUGCGAGUAAAAGAGCAACAGGUACCAAUUGCUGCAAAAACGGUGCACAGGCGGCAAUACCGCACCAACAGGGAUUCCUUGCUCCCCAUCCAUAAGUUAAUUCAUCAACUAGAGAGCCAGGGAGUGAUCAUCAAAACUCACUCGCCUUUUAACAGCCCCAUAUGGCCAGUGCGUAAAGCCAGUGGAGAAUGGAGGCUGAUGGUGGACUACCGUGGCCUGAAUGAAGUCACACCCCCACUGAGUGCUGCUGUGCCGGACAUGUUAGAACUCCAGUAUGAACUGGAGUCAAAAGCAGCCAAAUGGUAUGCCACCACUGACAUUGCUAAUGCCUUCUUUUCCAUUCCUUUGGCCAAAGAAUCUAGGCCACAGUUUGCUUUCACAUGGAGGGGCGUUCAGUAUACCUGGAACCGUUUGCCAAACUGUAUUGGAACAGGGCAGUGCUCCUGAACACCUGCAGUACAUUGAUGACAUCAUUGUGUGGGGCGAUACAGCAGAAGAAGUCUUUACAAAAGGAGAGCGAAUAAUCCAAAUUCUUCUGAGUGCUGGUUUUGCUAUUAAGCAAAGCAAAGUGAAAGGACCUGCCCAGGAGAUUCAGUUCCUAGGUAUAAAGUGGCAAGAUGGCCAUCGUCACAUCCCUACAGAUGUGAUCGACAAAAUCACUGCUAUGUCUCCACCCACUAGCAAAAGAGAGACACAAUCUUUUCUGGGUGCAGUGGGCUUUUGGAGAAUGCAUGUUCCAAUUUACAGCCUCAUUGUAAGCCCCCUUUAUUAUGUGACGUGAAUGAGAAAUGAGUUUACAUGGGGCCCUGAGCAGCAGCAGGCUUUUGAACAGAUUAAACAGGAGAUAGCCUGUGCCGUGGCCCUAGGGCCAGUACGGACAGGACAGGGUACAAAGAACAUCCUCUAUACUGCUGCUGGAGAGAACGGUCCCACUUGGAGUCUGUGGCAAAGAGCAUCAGGAGAGACCCGAGGCCGACCCCUGGGAUUCUGGAUUCCCUACAGGGGGUUGGAAGAGGGCUACACUCCAACUGAGAAGGAGAUCUUAGCUGCUUACGAGGGGGUUCGGGCUGCUUCUGAAGUAGUCGGUACUGAAACACAGCUCCUUCUGGCACCUCGACUGCCAGUGCUGAACUGGAUGUUUAAAGGAAAGGUUCCCUCCACCCAUCAUGCUACUGAUGCCACUUGGAGUAAGUGGAUUGCACUGAUUACACAACGAGCGCGAAUGGGGAACCUCAGCCGUCCAGGAAUCCUAGAGGUCAUCAUGGACUGGCCUGAAGGUGAAAAGUUUGGAACACCACCAGCAGAAGAAGUAUCACGUGCUAAAGAAGCCCCACCAUACAAUGAACUACCAGAGAAUGAAAAGAAAUAUGCCCUGUUCACAGAUGGAUCGUGUCGUAUUGUGGGAAAACAUCGCAGAUGGAAAGCUGCUGUGCGGAGCCCCACACGACAAGUUGCAGAGGCCACUGAAGGGAAAGGAGAAUCAAGUCAAUUUGCAGAGGUAAAGGCUGUCCAACUGGCCUUAGAUGUCGCUGAACGGGAGAGGUGGCCAAUGCUCUAUCUUUACACUGACUCAUGGAUGGUAGCAAAUGCCUUAUGGGGGUGGUUACAGCAGUGGGAGCAAAAUAAUUGGCAAAGAAGGGGUAAACCUAUUUGGGCUGCUGAACUGUGGAAAGACAUUGCUGCCCGAACAAAGACUAUGGUUGUAAAGGUGCGCCAUGUAGAUGCUCAUGUGCCCAAGAGUCGGGCUACUGAAGAACAGCAAAAUAACCAUCAGGUAGACCGAGCUGCCAGAAUUGAGGUGGCUCAAAUAGACCUGGACUGGCAGAACAAGGGUGAAUUAUUUCUGGCUCGGUGGGCCCAUGAGACCUCAGGUCAUCAAGGGAGAGAUGCAACAUACAAAUGGGCUAGAGACCGAGGGGUGGACUUAACUAUGGAUGCCAUUGCACAGGUUAUUCAUAACUGUGAAACAUGUGCCAUCAUCAAACAAGCCAAGAGGAUGAAACCUCUGUGGGAAGAAGGGCGAUGGCAAAAGUACAAAUAUGGGGAGGCCUGGCAGGUUGAUUAUAUCACCUUGCCACGAUCUCGCAAUGGUAAGCAUUAUGUGCUUACCAUGGUGGAGGCAACCACUGGGUGGCUUGAAACAUAUGCAGUACC
This is a messenger RNA of Lagopus muta (rock ptarmigan), 3940 nucleotides long. RefSeq lists its product as uncharacterized. The transcript has 2 exons. The record is from RefSeq and is a predicted model, not a curated record. Bases 366 to 1355 code for a protein of 329 amino acids. NCBI's taxonomy places the organism in Eukaryota, Metazoa, Chordata, Aves, Galliformes, Phasianidae.